AUGUCUGUGAAACUUUCAAAUUCAAAUUUGUUUAUGAAGAAACAACCGAAUUUCCCAAUGAAGAGAGAAUUUGAAGAUUUUAAUGAUGACAACGAUAACAAAGAUCAGAUUGACAGUAACGCUUCAAGUGACGUUAAUUCAGAAAGUAGUGAUCUAGAGAAUAGCGGUCCCAAUGACGAAGUUAAUAACACUGCCCUUGAUUACACAGAAAACACUUUAGCGUUGCAUCCGGUAGCAGAUUUUAUAAAGAGAGAGUUUCUACCUGAUUUCGAUUUUAGCAAUCCGUUCCGUAAUCAAAACCUGGCAUUUAAAGAUGGCUUCCAAAACACCCGCUCUCCAUUCCUUCUACCGACACAGCUAUAUAAGAGUUUCUUAGCAAGUCUGGGUAAAAGAAGAAGAAAUGUUGCUGAUUGCUAUUCCUUUUAUCCACGAAAUAUGUUAUUUUCGAAUGGAUUUCCUACAGAGACAUCAGAUGACGAAAACAAUGGAGACGGAACUUCUGACUCUCCAGAUGAGAAGGCGGGUGCAUCAUCAGCGUUCGUGUGGAGCGGGGGAGGGGUCACCGGCAGUGGAGGGCAGGAACAGGCAGCCGCGCAGCCAGCCGCCGUGCCUACUGGCACAUCAGGCGGUGGCGGCGCGCAAGGCCUCGUGCACUGGAUGUCAGUGAUGGCGGAACACAUGGGAGGGGGGCACCACGACCCCUCCCACUACGCGCUGCCCCCAUGGAACAAUGGUGGUAUGGACCACUGCCAACAGAAAGAUGGCCUGGAAUACGCCGCGUGGUCUCGACCACGGGGUGCCAUGGCCAUCAAGCAAGGCUACGAGGCCAAAAUGAGUACGGGGGACGGUACAGUAGGUGGCCAUCAGAAGGCAGACGACCGUCUCGGGCACCAUCAGUCCAUGAGUCAGAUGCUAUACGGCGCCGGAUUGGGGCCAGGACGGUCAGGGUCAUCGUCGUCGUCUCCAGUCGGAGGCACGAACGCAGGCAGUGGGCUGUUGGUUGUUCCACAGCCCCUUGGAAAAGGACCGACUAAGUUGCAGCCUUUGCACGCCCACGCGAGAAAAUACCACUGCAAGAUGUGUCCUCAGGUAAGCCUAAACAACUUUUUUUAA
Parnassius mnemosyne (clouded apollo) is the source of this 1113-nucleotide messenger RNA. Lineage: Eukaryota; Metazoa; Arthropoda; Insecta; Lepidoptera; Papilionidae. The record is from the annotation of a GenBank genome assembly.